This is a messenger RNA of Penicillium robsamsonii, 1542 nucleotides long. Its product is annotated as MFS transporter. NCBI's taxonomy places the organism in Eukaryota, Fungi, Ascomycota, Eurotiomycetes, Eurotiales, Aspergillaceae. The record is from RefSeq and is a predicted model, not a curated record. The coding region runs from base 1 to 1542 and encodes 513 amino acids. Gene Ontology annotation, biological process: transmembrane transport. The transcript is spliced from 6 exons. Gene Ontology annotation, molecular function: transmembrane transporter activity.
AUGACAAGCAGAGAGACGCAAACAUCACCAUCCCGGCACAGCACCCUGCAAUCAUCGCAUAAUUCCACCGGCUUGCGGAUCAUUCUCGACGAUGAGGACAGAUACGACGUGGCCGAUGUUUUAGAAAGCAACAGAGGUUCCGGAGCAAACGAACCCGGUAGAUCUCCAGAUGAGAAAGACCUGAUAGUGGGUUGGGACGGCCAAGAUGAUCCGGAAAUGCCCCAGAACUUCCCCGCGUGGAGGAAGUGGGUGAUCACCGUAAUGCUAGGACUGAUGACAGUCUGCAUUACGUUCGGCUCUUCGGUCUUCAGCACAUCAACAAAACAGACUGCCGAAAAGUUCGGCGUCUCCGCAGAAGUCAUGGUAUUAGGUGUCAGUUUGUUCGUGCUGGGCUUCGCAUUUGGCCCUAUCAUCUUCGGGCCCCUGUCUGAACUGUAUGGCAGGAAGCGACCGAUGUUUCUGGGAAUAUUUGUCUUCGCAAUCUUUCAGAUCCCCGUCGCAGUAGCCCAGAACUUGCAGACUAUAUUCGUAUGUCGCUUCCUGGGCGGAAUCUUUGCUAGUGCGCCUCUUGCCAUUGUAUCCGGAAUCAUGGCCGAUAUGUUCGAGCCUGUAGAGCGAGGAAUCGCAAUGGCUAUCUUUGCCGCGGCAACCUUCAUCGGCCCGGUAGCUGGGCCAGUAGUCGGCGGGUUCUACAUUACAGCUAUUUGGGCAUUUGCCAUAUCUGGCAUCGGGAUCCUGGUAAUCCCCGAGACGUUCGAGGGGACGUUACUGACGAGGCGCGCCAAACAACUGCGCACCAAGACCAAGAAUUGGGCUCUCCAUGCAAAGGCAGAAGAGAAAGUGGUGAGACCUAGAGAUAUUGCGGUACGAUAUAUCCUGCGUCCGUUUCAGAUGCUCAUGCAGGAACCCAUUCUUCUUCUUAUUACCGUGUACGUGGGUUUCAUCUAUGGGUUUCUGUAUACUUGUUUCAUCGCCUACCCGAUCUCCUUCCAAGAAGACCGUGGCUGGGAUGAUGGCGUUGGGGCAUUGCCAUUCGUCGCGAUAAUUUGUGGAGUCUUCUGCGCUUGUUUGAUUAUCAUUGCGUUUUCAUUGACGCGAUAUCGAACGUUCAUACGCCGCAAUGGCCGAGUCCAGCCAGAGAAACGGUUGGUUCCUAUGAUUAUUGGAGGUAUCUUAUUGCCCGCGGGCAUGUUUUGGUUUGGCUGGACGUCAAAUCCCCACAUCAAUUGGAUUCCCCAGGCUGUAUCGGGGGGCUUCUUGGGUUGUGGAGUGCUGUUGAUCUUCUUGCAGGGACUUAACUAUCUCGUCGACGUGUAUCCCAUGUAUGCCAAUUCUGCAAUGGCAGCAAACUCCUUCUUUCGUUCAUGGCUGGGGGCUGGAUUUCCUAUGUUCGCAUCGCCAAUGUUUCACAACCUGGGUGUCCCUUGGGCGAUGACUUUGUUGGGUUGUCUCACCGCCGCAUUGUUCCCUGUGCCAAUUGUGUUUUUCAUGUAUGGCCCGAAGAUACGGUCAUGGAGUACGUUUACUAUGAAGGAAGAGUGA